AUGAACGGAGGUGACUAUCGAUCUACGGUCAGCCAGGCGGCGCUGUCGACGUCGGCCACGGAUACGCUGUCCCUAGCUCCUGGUCGGCUGGAAACCUUCACUGUGACGAUCACGCUGCCACUGGAGUCCACCUACGACGUUAACUUCGACGUUGAGACUCCGAAGCACGACACGGGUUCGGCCAACGAGACGCUUAUUAACAUCAUCGACGUAGUGCCAGUCUACACUGGAGCGAAUAUUGCCUGCCUUUUCCUGACGUUCGGAGCCACGAAGGAGUUCUACUCGGCAGAAGAGAACUCCAACAAAGACCACUUGCUGGUGAAGUUCGGAAUGGUUCAAAACACUGGUUUAGCAGCCAUGCAGGACUCGUACCUGGCAGGUGACAAUGACGUAAAGGUAGAUAUCACAGUGCAGGCUACGGACAAUCUUAUCAACAUGGACGCAGUGGCGGGCCGACUGCAGUUUGGUGUCUCUAUAGAGGCGGGCGUUGUCCACGUCAGCAUCACGUUUGGCCACACGAAGCAGUCGCGGGCCGAGAUCAUCGAUCCGUUCUUGACCGUAUUGCUGCCAAAGUACAUCACGACGCCCGUGUUUGGUGCAUGUAACUCCACCGUCACGCCCAUCGCUACUACCGAAUCCUACGGUCUCAAGAUAUCGUACUCUGGCUAUCGGAUGCUCUUCCAAGAUGUGUUCUCAUGUGACGUGAGUGUCACUUACGAGCGCUCGCUCAUGGCGUACGUGGGUAUACUGAACGGCGUGGUCUACGCCAGGAUGGGCGGCUCUAGCUUCCCUUACAGGAGCCACUUCACCAAGAUAGAGGAAGCCGGCUGGUCGCCAGGUGUCAGGUCAGGCGACUUCCAUCCCUGGAUCCAGAUCGACUUCGGACGAGAACUGCUGGUGAGCGGAUUCACGGUGACCGACAACGGCGCCUCGAAGCCGCUGACGAUCGACAUGAAGUUCGGCUACGACCUGAAAGCGUGGGCCGACGCUCUAAUGACGGCGCAGAGCGUGACCUUCACCGGCAACAGUGUAACUAUACCGCUGCCACAGAAGACGCCAGCCCGCUACGUGCGUAUCGUACUGCAGUACGACUUCUCCGCCGGCCAGACAAACCCCGUCGUGACCGUCAGCGCCAUCGGAUGCGAGGCGGAGCCGGUGAACACCGAUACCGGAUGCACUGCUGCAUUCAGCGCGGAUGCGAUGAGGAACAGCCCGGGUGUCCUGUUGUUGUUGGCUAGCAGCGGACCUCGGCAUUUUCGUCUGUAA
Molecule: messenger RNA, 1266 nt
Organism: Priapulus caudatus
Lineage: Eukaryota; Metazoa; Priapulida; Priapulimorpha; Priapulimorphida; Priapulidae
Exons: 11
Coding region: 1-1266 (421 amino acids)
Source: RefSeq, a predicted model, not a curated record